UACUAGAGAUGAUUGUUUGUGUUGCCGAAUACAACUACCUCACUCUCCCUAUAUCCCAAACUCGGCUAGGAUUAGGGUAACAACUGAUGUCUCUCACUCCUUACUCUGCAUGGGCCCAAACUCCAAGAUACAAACAUGGGCCAAACCAGCUAAUGCCAAGAUAUAAAGCCGAAAACGACACUACAAAGGUAGAAAGACAAAACGACAGUAGCACAAUGUCUAACAGAAACAAGAUGUUCAUCACUUUCAAACUCUCACUUUCAAAAAUUUCUUGAAAAGCAUACUCGGUUAUGGAGAAGAAGAUCCCAACCCCUGCGACGGAGGCGAGGGUGCACACGAACCCUAGCGUACUUGGCCUUGGUGAUGCCAAGGGGUUCGGUGGUGGGGUCCUCGACGAAGACGAGGAGGACGAAGGAGAUGGUGAGGAGGAAGAGCGAGUUGGCGAUGAGAGGGGUGGACUUUUGGGAGUUGAGGAAGUAGGAGAAGAAGGUCGAGACGGGGAGGUGGUCGAUGCCUGUUGAGUAGAGGUAUGUGUUUCCGGCGAUGAGGAGGUCUACGAUUAUGUAGAAUGCUCUGUGUGUUACGCUGGAGACCGAAUGGAUGUCUGGUUGUGGUUGGUUAUGGUGAUGCGGUUUGGUGAUGUUGAGGUGGCGGCUAGGGGUGUUUAAAUGGUUUGGUUACCAUGGUAACCGUUUUAACAGGUACUAUUUGAAUAAUUUGGUUUGGUUAAUUUGGAUAUUUGGUUUGGUUUGGUUAAAAUUUUUAGCUUGUUUGGUUUAGGUGGUUUGGUUUGGUUUCAGACACUCCUAACCAGUCAAACCAAAUUAACCAGUUAAGUAAUUAGUCAUAUAUCUAACAUAUAUUAUAUACACAUACUUAAUACUUUGCAUAACCACUCAAGAGUUAACGUUCAUCCCUUUUAGACUCAUAAAAUAUAAAGCUCAAUAUUGCUCAUAUAGUGUAUAUUUGUAUAUGUAAAAUGUAGACCACAACAUAUGGACGCCUAAUUUAGAUAAAUUUCAUACAUUAUGAUGGAUGAAAACUUGAAAGGAAGGUCAUUUCCAGCCUAUGAUAAUUGUUAAGAGACUAAGUCAAUUUACACAAACACAACAAUUCAUUAACCCAUACCAUUGUCAUAAAUUUUUGUUAGGUGAAUAUUUCUAUACUAAUUGUAAGAUAAUUGUCUUAGUUGCAUGUAUUUUUGCUAAGGGUCAACUAUAACUACGUGUUGGUUGUUAUGUUUUAUUCAUUAUAUAAAUUGCGAAUUGUUGCAUUAACCGGAAAAUUUGCAUCUUCAAUGAUAAUGUGAUUUUAUAUUGGUUAAUCUGGUUAACCAAUUAACCAAACCGAUUAAACUUUAGUUUGGUUAAUUUGGUUGUUGUAUUAGUAUGGACGGUUUGGUUAUGAUAUUGUAUUCCAUGAUUAAUGGAAUUUAGCCUUAUUUGAUUUGGUUAUAACCAUGAUAACCAUUGAACACCCUAGUAGCGACGGUUGGUGUAGAUGUAGUAAGGGACGAGGAGAGGAAAGCCUGCGAGCUGGACGGUUGUGGAGAGCCAUUUGCUGGUUCCGCCUUUGACGAAGUAGAGUCUGGCGAGGAGGAGGUUGGUUGUUUGGCUGAUGAGUAUGACUACUGCGUAGGUUAGGACUUUUAGCCACCACUUGAUUUGUUUAGUAAAAGAUAUAUUAUUUUGUGUUAAAUAUCCAUGCUUCAUACCCUAUUUUGACCCAUUAAAAUGUUAUGGGGACG
Molecule: messenger RNA, 1747 nt
Organism: Linum trigynum
Lineage: Eukaryota; Viridiplantae; Streptophyta; Magnoliopsida; Malpighiales; Linaceae
Source: the annotation of a GenBank genome assembly